CUGGCACUUUGAACUUAAUUAAAAUCAGUGAAUUAAAAUUAUGUACAAUUUAGUGCGACACAAAUCGCGCACUUCUAAUGUCGAAAAGAAACUGAAGCGCAACAGUAUGCCAAAGUGAGUGAACGAGCUUCGUAGUCGGCGAAGAUCAACAUGAUGGAUUUUCUGGAAAGUGUCUAUGUCCUGGUAACAAGUCCUAGCCCCAAUAAGGAAGGCUACAAAUAUCUACCCUACCAUGGCGCCCUUCUGCCAGUUAUCCUCGUCGAGAUCGCAUACGUUUCAUUUGUUUUCAGAAUAGGACCAUGGUUUAUGAAAAAUCGAGAACCCUACAAGUUGACGAGCGUGUUGCGUUACUACAACAUAAUGCAGAUACUUUUCAAUGCUUUCAUGGCGGUUUGUGGCAGCUACUUGUACUUCUACAAGAAAAUCAUGCCCUUUGGUUGCAUAACCGCGUUAUCUUCGGAGCAUCCGCUCAAGUCGAUAGAAAUGCUGGCCAGUUUUGCUUAUUUAAUCAACAAGUUCCUCGAUCUUUUUGAUACAAUAUUCUUUGUGCUGCGAAAAAGCUAUAAGCAAGUGACCUUUCUCCAUGUCUAUCAUCACAUCUUGAUGACCAGCAUAUCAUUUAUUUAUAUACAAAUUAUGGGCAGUGGUGGACAUGCUGCCAUCACCGGCAUCAUGAACUCCAUUGUGCAUGUGAUAAUGUACGGUUACUACUUUGUGAGUGCCUCCAGUCCCAAUGUGAAAAACUCGCUGUGGUGGAAAAAGUAUAUUACGCAAAUACAAAUUGUACAGUUUGUUUUGGCAUUAAUUCACAAUUUGUGGCCACUAAUUGUCGAUACGAACUGUGCUGUGCCGAAAAUAUUCUGUGUGUUCUCUGUGAUACAAGCCGUAAUGAUGAUUUACCUCUUCGGUAGUUUCUAUAAGAAAAGUUAUUUGGAUGCGAAGAAGAAAGUUCAGAAGAGUAAGUAAUCUAGAAGGAUACUAUUAUCUACAUACAUAUGUGUACUCGUUACUUGAGUGCAGUCGAUUCCUUGUAUUUGUACUUAUCAUUUCGUAAAUUAUGUAUAAAUAUAUUUAUACUCAAUUAUGAGUGAGCAAUUUUGUAAAAUACAUUUACGAUUCAAAUAUUACAAAGAAAA
Bactrocera oleae (olive fruit fly) is the source of this 1136-nucleotide messenger RNA. RefSeq names its product very long chain fatty acid elongase F. Gene Ontology annotation, biological process: fatty acid elongation, monounsaturated fatty acid; very long-chain fatty acid biosynthetic process; fatty acid elongation, saturated fatty acid. Lineage: Eukaryota; Metazoa; Arthropoda; Insecta; Diptera; Tephritidae. Gene Ontology annotation, molecular function: fatty acid elongase activity. Gene Ontology annotation, cellular component: endoplasmic reticulum membrane. The record is from RefSeq and is a predicted model, not a curated record.